AAAAAAGUAUAAAUCGAAUUUUAAUGUCAGUCAACAAUAUAAUUGGGGAUCAAUCAAUUCUGGGUUUUCUGGUCUACUUGUUAAAUAAAUUUUACAGAAGGGAAAAAAGCGAAAAAGGAAAACGUGAGAAACGAAAAAAGUAACAGUUGUUGUCGAUCAAACUCAUCCUUCCUUCUCGCAAAAUCCCUUUCUUCGGGGAGCCUCUAUUCCGAUCUUUUAUUCAGGUUUAGGAAGAAAAGGGAUGAUUCGACUCGUGGCUUUGAAUUGAAGAUUCUGCAGGUUUAGUUGUGUUAAAAAAUGUGGAGCUCAAGUGAGGAGAAGAAGAGUGGAGAGGUGGCCGGUCUAACACCGGUUUACCUCAAUGUCUAUGAUCUCACCCCUGUCAACGAUUACCUCUAUUGGUUUGGGAUCGGCAUUUUCCAUUCCGGAGUAGAGGGUAUGUUUCUCUAUUCAUUCCUCUUGCUUGAGCAUGUUUUUUUUUUUUUACUCGACUUUAAUUGUAUAGCUCAUGGUAUGGAAUAUUGCUAUGGAGCUCACGAGUAUUCAUCUAGUGGGGUCUACGAGGUAGACCCUAAGAACUGUCCUGGCUUCAUCUUCAGACGCUCUCUUCUACUGGGAACUACAACCAUGUCCCCUUCUGAUUUCCGCUCUUACAUGGAGAAGCUUUCGUCAAAGUACCACGGUGACACUUACCAUUUGAUCGCCAAGAACUGUAACCAUUUCACCCAAGAGGUUUGCUUGCAGCUCACGGGUAAGCCUAUUCCCGGAUGGAUCAAUCGCCUCGCCCGCUUAGGUUCGUUCUGUAAUUGUCUUCUACCGGAAAGCGUUCAGCUCACUGCUGUUAGUGCUCCUUCUGAACGCCUUGAGUUCUCUGAUGAGGAUGAAUCGAACUCAGAGGCAUCUUCUGGGUCAGAUGAUGAUGAAGAAGAAGGAUCAGAGAAGCAUCUCAUUAACGUAGCAGACAGAGAGGUUGUGUAUCUACAAAACAAACCAGUGCGACUUACCAGAGAGUAGAUAGAUACCCUGAGAUACUUCCUUGCAGUGUGUUUGUUAAACAAUAUAGCCAUGGGAAGCCCAAAGGGGGUAAAGUGAUAUUCGUCUUCUUAUUGCUGCGCUUGUUCUGCCUGAAAAAUCCGUUUAGUAUUCUUCUCAUUCUAGGCAUGUAAAAAACAUAUUCCUGAUUUAUAAAAUUCAAUCCACCCUUUUGCAGU
Messenger RNA from Brassica oleracea var. oleracea, 1211 nucleotides. RefSeq names its product deSI-like protein At4g17486. Gene Ontology annotation, biological process: protein deubiquitination. Bases 298 to 1014 code for a protein of 238 amino acids. The transcript has 4 exons. Lineage: Eukaryota; Viridiplantae; Streptophyta; Magnoliopsida; Brassicales; Brassicaceae. Gene Ontology annotation, molecular function: deubiquitinase activity. The record is from RefSeq and is a predicted model, not a curated record.